This is a messenger RNA of Penicillium olsonii, 1590 nucleotides long. The record is from the annotation of a GenBank genome assembly. NCBI's taxonomy places the organism in Eukaryota, Fungi, Ascomycota, Eurotiomycetes, Eurotiales, Aspergillaceae.
AUGACAGUCUUUGAUAAGUCCAGACCGGACUCGCAGCAGACGAUGAGCUUCGAGGAUGAAGAGUAUGCAAGGAAGGGUCUUGUUGAGCCUCGGUACAUGGGGACAGUUGCCGAUCAGCGUGACAUGAAUGCCCUCGGUCGAGUUCAAGUCCUCCGAAGAAAUUUUCGUUUCAUCUCAAUUGUGGGCUUCGGCUGCACCCUGAUCUGCACCUGGGAGGUUAUAUUGACGUUGCUAUCUGCGGGCCUCACAGAUGGCGGAACAGCAGGCUUGAUAUGGGGUUUCAUCGGCGUUACGCUGGGAUUUACCCUUGUUUAUGCAAGUAUAGCUGAGAUGGCUUCGAUGGCUCCAACUGCAGGUGGUCAAUACCACUGGGUGUCUGAGUUUGCACCUCGACGGGGGCAGAAGUUUCUUAGUUAUAUCACCGGGUGGCUUUCUGCUAUGGGAUGGCAGUGUGCCAUUGUGUCUAUUGCUUACCUGGCCGGCACCAUUAUCCAAGGAUUGAUCGUACUGAAUCAACCCGAAUACGAUUUCCAAAGAUGGCACGGCACAAUGCUGGUGAUUGCCAUCUCAACAUUUUCAAUUCUCUUCAACACGUUCUUAGCGAAGAAUCUCCCCUUUGUGGAGGGAUUGAUCCUGAUCAUCCAUAUCGUUGGCCUGUUUGCCAUCAUCAUCCCGCUGUGGGUGCUCGCACCACGCAAUAACGCCCAUGCAGUGUUCACCACUUUUAACAACGGCGGCGGGUGGAACAAUUCCGGAACAGCUACCCUCGUCGGUCUGUCGACCACCAUCACCUCUAUGCUCGGUUAUGACUGUUCGGUUCAUAUGUCGGAGGAAAUUAAAGAUGCAUCGGAGACACUGCCCAAAGCUAUGAUGUCCUCCGUUGCCGUCAAUGGGGUACUAGGGUUUAUAAUGUUAAUCACGCUAUGUUUCACCCUGGGCGAAGUCGACAAAGUCCUGGAUACGCCGACUGGAUUCCCAUUCAUUGCAAUUUUCUAUAAUACCACUGGCAGCUUGGCAGCUACAAAUGCCAUGACUGCAGUAUUAGUCGUGACAUUGACAGCUAGCACCAUCACUGAAGUGGCAACGGCGUCCCGACAACUCUGGUCGUUUGCCCGAGACGAGGGAUUGCCCUUUUCAUCAUUCUUCGCAUAUGUCACGCCGGGCUGGAACAUCCCGCUCAACUCUGUGAUGGUCUCGUUGGUCGUCACAAUUCUCCUCUCGCUGAUCAACAUCGGAUCGGAGGUUGCGCUCAAUGCUGUCAUCUCGCUCACGAUAACGUCACUGCUGUCUGCGUACAUCCUGUCUAUAGGCUGUGUGUUUCUGAAACGACUGCGUGGCGAGGCACUCCCGCACCAUCGGUGGUCACUAGGGAGAUUUGGAAUGGCGGUGAAUUUUGGCGCGUUGGCCUUUCUCUUCCCGUUGUUUCUGUUUGCAUUCUUUCCGCUGACAACUGAUGUGACGGUUGAAACAAUGAAUUGGUCAGUGGCGAUGUACGUCGGGGUGGUUGGAUCGGCGUCGCUUUAUUACUGGGCAAGGGGCCGGCAUCAUUUCAUUCCGCCCGUGGCCUUGGUGAACAGGGACGGGAAAUAA